Nicotiana tabacum (common tobacco) is the source of this 1108-nucleotide messenger RNA. The record is from RefSeq and is a predicted model, not a curated record. NCBI's taxonomy places the organism in Eukaryota, Viridiplantae, Streptophyta, Magnoliopsida, Solanales, Solanaceae.
UUUCCUUUCUCAGUACCUAACUUAGAAACAGAAAAAAAGAAAGAAGAAAAAACCUUCUAGUGUGUGUCUGUGUGUGAAAAAAAUGGCAGAAAACAAAGAAGAAGAUGUGAAUCUUGGAGCAAACAAAUACAGAGAAACACAACCAUUAGGAACAGCAGCACAAACAGAAAAUAAAGAUUAUGUUGAACCACCACCAGCACCAUUAUUUGAACCUGGUGAAUUAUCAUCUUGGUCAUUUUACAGAGCUGGAAUUGCAGAAUUUAUGGCCACUUUCUUGUUUUUGUAUAUUACAAUCUUGACUGUAAUGGGACUUAAAAGAUCAGAUAGUUUGUGUUCUUCUGUUGGUAUUCAAGGUGUUGCUUGGGCUUUUGGUGGUAUGAUCUUUGCUCUUGUUUACUGUACUGCUGGUAUCUCAGGAGGCCACAUUAAUCCAGCUGUGACCUUUGGUCUAUUCUUAGCAAGGAAACUUUCCUUAACCAGGGCAGUAUUCUACAUGGUAAUGCAAUGCCUUGGUGCUAUUUGUGGUGCUGGUGUUGUUAAAGGUUUCAUGAAAGGUCCAUACCAAAGACUUGGUGGUGGUGCCAAUGUGGUUAACCCUGGCUAUACUAAAGGUGAUGGACUUGGUGCUGAAAUUAUUGGUACUUUUGUUCUUGUUUACACUGUUUUCUCUGCUACUGAUGCCAAGAGAAAUGCCAGAGAUUCACAUGUUCCUAUUUUGGCACCUCUUCCUAUUGGAUUUGCUGUGUUCUUGGUUCAUUUGGCCACCAUCCCAAUUACUGGAACUGGCAUCAACCCUGCCAGGAGUCUUGGAGCUGCUAUUAUCUUCAACAAAAAACAGGCAUGGGAUGACCAUUGGAUCUUCUGGGUUGGACCAUUCAUUGGAGCUGCUCUUGCUGCAGUUUAUCACCAAAUAAUUAUCAGAGCCAUUCCAUUCAAGAGCAAGGCUUAAGAUUCUCCUGCCAUUUGCCUUUUUCAAGACUCUGUAUUCCAUUUUCUUCUCUUGCUGGUGUCUGUCAAAUGUGUAAUUUCUUCUAUUAAGAUGUCAAUUAUGUGAAUAAAUUAUCAAGUUGUAUCUAAAAGCUUUGUCAAUGAAUGAAUUUCUAUCUUA